CGGUCAGUUGAAACUUCUCCAAUCUAAUCGUGCGCGGAGGUAGCGCCCAGUUCCCUCCGCUGUGGCGAAAACGGGGAAAGAGGAGCAGGAAAUCAAAGGCGUCCCCCGAUUCCCUGCAAGGUCCAACGGCGGCGCCCUCCUCAUCUAUCGGAUCGACCGCUGGCCUCGCCAGCGACCUUCUCCUCCGCGCCCCAGCCCGCUCGAACGCCGCUGCCCUCCUCGCCGACGGGAUCAGAGCCGUCGGGCUCACCUCCAGCGUCUUCCUGUGCGCCCCUUCCCUGUUCUCUCCGACGAGUGCUGCUCCGUCCGCACCCACGAGAACGCCUGCACCUGCUAGAACGCCACCGCCUGCACUCGCGCGAACGCCUCCGCCCGCUCCCGGGAUUACGCCGCCGCCCGCACCCGCGCGAACUCCGCCGCCCUCCGCAAGGUAGUGAAAUCAUGCCCGCAACUCCAGAGUAUGAGAAAAACAGGUUGGCAAGGAUUGCGAGGCGCAAGGCUGAGGAGGCAGGGCCUCUUGCAAACAUACGGAACAUAGCUAGUCAAUUGCUAUAUGGCCAGAAUACAAAAGACAAACAGAGGCACAAAGGUGAUGACGGUGGUAGUGGCUCCGAAUAUGAGCCAAAUGAUGAUGAGGAGGCUGAUGAUGGCGAUGAGGUUUCUGGAGAAGAAGAGGAGCAUGAGCCAACUGUACAUAUGUCAAAGGAAAAGGAAAAUCAACCUUCGACAAAGCCACAAGGAAGAAAGCGUGCCCGGUCCAAAACCACAGUACCUACUACCACAAGAACAACAAGAGCAUCGGCAUCUAGACUUAACCAGACUGACCAUACCUUACCUAAUGACGACACAUCAGCUCACCGAACUUCGAAAGAUAGUAACUCACCCCAGGCCGAUACAGAGAUGCAACAUUCUCAAGACAUGACAAACACCUUGCGCCAAAUUGAUAACAGUGAUACACUACUGGGCCAAGAUGCUUUAGUAUGCUCUAAUGGUCCAACUAAUCCAAAAACCUCAAUGAGAGUCAAACGUAGACCAACCAUGGGGCAGGGUUUAGAUGAUUAUGCAAAAAGAAACGGAGGGAUGAAGAUGAAGAUUGAUUUCUCAGCUGGCAGAGUGAGGCCUCUUGACCCUGUCCAAGCAGCCAAGCUUGCUUCUCAAUGUGGUGUACACGUCCGCAGUAACAUCAUGCAUGUUGCUACACAUUGGAAUGAUUAUAGCAAAGAAGACCUAGCCCAUCAUAUUCCUAAAGCUAUUGGUCAUGUUGCGAAAAACUUUGAAAUGGAUCCAAAAGAUGAGGUGUCCAAAGGUGUAUGCACAAAGAUACUCCAGAAGGGUGUUCGGCAACAGCGAUAUAUCUUGAAGAGGGAUUAUUUUAAUGGUCGUACCCAUGAAGAAGCGCUAUCUCGUAAGCCACCCAAAGUUAGUCAACAUAAUUGGGAAACUCUUGUGAAUAAAUGGUCAGAUGAAAGAAACAAGAAAAUUUGUGCCAAGAAUAAGGAGAACCGAGAAGGUGUUAAGCAUCACCAAACUACAGGCUCUAGGUCUUAUCCUUCUCAUUUCCACCAACUUAAAAAAGACAAGUACAACAAUGAGGAUCCUAGUCCCAUUGAGUUUUUCAAAGAGACCCAUACCAAUAGAAAGACGGGAUGCAUGAGCACAACUGCGCUUGAAGCUUAUGUGAGAUUUCUCUCUAUUUCCGUUUAG
This is a messenger RNA of Lolium perenne, 1704 nucleotides long. The record is from RefSeq and is a predicted model, not a curated record. NCBI's taxonomy places the organism in Eukaryota, Viridiplantae, Streptophyta, Magnoliopsida, Poales, Poaceae.